CCUCUCUAUUUCCUCUCCUCCGUGUCUGUAGAAAGCUUCUCGCAUCUAGCGAUUAAAGCGAUCCUCCUCUCGAGACCUCGAAACCCUAGCGAUCUCAUCGUAGAAAACCCUAUCGGAUUUCGUCGUAGGAAACCCUAGCGAUCUCCCAAUAUCAAAGUGAUGCUUCCAUUGGAUUGAUCAUUGUGGAAAUAAAGUUGACGAUCUACUUCAAGGGCAUUAGCUAUUGUCUACCUGUUUAGUUUUGAACUUCUCUUGACUGUUGUUAUAUUUUGUUAUAUGUGAACCGAGAUUCUAUUAGGUCAGCAUAUUUUCUUGCUGGAUCUGUGGCACCAUUUCCAGGAAACUCGUACUUUUGUAUCCACUUACGUGGGAACAGAAACUGCUUACAUCAUUGGUCUUGGAUCCUUUAUCUGAAUAUUAAAAAUACUCUUGCUCUUCAAUCAAUGGAGAGCUUAGCGCAACUGGAAGCUUUGUGUGAGAGGCUUUACAAUUCUCAGGAUUCAGCUGAACGAGCUCUUGCAGAAAGCACGUUGAAGUGUUUUUCUGUGAAUACUGAUUACAUCUCACAGUGCCAGUAUAUAUUGGAUAAUGCUUUGACUCCUUAUGCUUUGAUGUUGGCUAGUUCAAGUUUGUUGAAGCAAGUGACAGAGCACAGUCUCUCUUUGCAAUUGCGGCUUGAUAUUCGGAAUUAUGUGUUAAGCUACCUAGCUACAAGAGGACCUGAAUUGCAGACUUUUGUUACUGGAUCUCUGAUUCUACUAUUAUGUCGAAUUACAAAAUUUGGAUGGUUUGAUGAUGACAGAUUCAAAGACAUAGUUAAGGAAGCUGCGAACUUUUUAAGCCAGGCAACAUCUGGUCAUUAUUCUAUUGGUUUGAAGAUAUUGAAUCAGCUUGUCUCCGAGAUGAAUCAGCCAAACCCAGGAAUGCCUCUUACACAUCAUGCGCGGGUUGCCACCAGCUUCAAAGAUCCUUCGCUUUUCCAAAUAUUCCAAAUAUCUCUGACAUCUCUGCACCAGCUUAAAACUGAUGGGAAUAUGCAAGUUUCAAGCGUGUUAAAGCAACUUGCUGUUUCUCUUUCAUUGCGGUGUUUAUCUUAUGAUUUUAUUGGGACUUCCCUAGAUGAAAGUUCUGAAGAGUUCGGUACAGUGCAGAUUCCAGCUUCCUGGAGAUCCAUUUUGGAGGAUCCUUCUACUGUUCAAAUUUUUUUCGAUUACUAUGGGAUAACAGAGCCUCCUGUGUCAAAAGAGGCUUUGGAAUGUCUGGUGAGGCUUGCUUCUGUAAGGCGCUCUUUAUUUACGGAUGACGGCGGACGAUCGCAGUUUUUAGCUAGGUUAAUGGCGGGAACUAAAGAAAUUUUGCAAACAGGGAAAGGGCUUGUGGAUCAUGAUAACUACCAUGAGUUUUGUCGCCUUUUAGGGCGGUUUAAAGUAAACUAUCAGUUGUCGGAGCUUUUGAAUGUGGAAAUUUAUGGGGAAUGGAUUCGUCUGGUAGCUGAAUUCACAACAAAGUCCUUGCAGUCUUGGCAGUGGGCCAGCACUAGUGUAUACUACCUUUUGGGGCUUUGGUCUAGAUUGGUGACAUCCGUGCCAUAUUUGAAGGGUGAUUCCCCGAGUCUUUUAGAUGAAACUGUGCCUAAGAUCACUGAAGGUUUUAUUACCUCUAGGUUCAAUUCUGUUCAGGCUGGUUUUCCCGAUGAUCUCUCAGAGAAUCCAUUAGACAAUGUGGAGCUUCUUCAGGAUCAACUGGAGUGCUUUCCUUACCUUUGCAGAUUUCAGUAUGAAAACACUAGUCUAUAUAUUAUAAAGAUCAUGGAGCCUAUUCUGCAGGCAUACACGGAAAGAGGAAGAUCACGAGCCCCAGGGGAUGUUGACGAACUUUCUGUGAUUGAAGGGCAACUUGCAUGGAUGGUUCACAUCAUUGCUGCCAUUCUCAAAAUUAGACAGACUACUGGCUGUAGUACUGAAUCAUCACAAGAAUUAAUUGAUGCUGAGCUUGCAGCUCGUGUCUUACAGUUGAUAAAUAUCACUGACAGUGGAUUGCAUUCUCAGAGAUAUUGUGAAGCAAGCAAGCAGAGGCUUGAUCGUGCCAUUAUCACCUUUUUUCAGAAUUUCAGGAAGUCUUAUGUUGGUGAUCAGGCAAUGCAUUCAUCUAAGCAGCUAUAUUCCAGAUUAUCUGAACUUCUUGGACUCCAUGAUCAUUUAGUCCUGCUUAAUGUCAUUAUUGGAAAGAUUGCUACAAACCUGAAGUGCUACACUGAGUGCGAGGAGGUUAUUGAGCACACAUUGUCCCUCUUUCUCGAACUUGCAUCAGGUUAUAUGACUGGCAAACUGCUGCUCAAGUUGGAUACUGUCAAAUUCAUAAUUGGACAUCACACGAGGGAGAACUUUCCAUUUCUUGAAGAAUAUAGGUGCUCUCGGAGCAGAACAACUUUUUAUUACACUCUUGGGUACUUGAUCUUUAUGGAAGACAGCCCUGUCAAAUUCAAAACAUCUAUGGAUCCACUUCAACAGGUUAUGGUUAAGCUGGAGUCAACUGCUGAUGCUGCAUUUCGUACUGACGCUGUUAAAUAUGCAUUUAUUGGUUUAAUGAGGGAUAUGAGAGGAAUUGCAAUGGCGACAAAUAGUCGAAGAACAUAUGGAUUGCUGUUUGAUUGGCUGUAUCCUUCUCAUAUGCCCCUCCUGUUGAAAGCUAUCUCACAUUGGACCGAUUCACCAGAGGUGACAACACCAUUGUUGAAGUUUGUUGCUGAAUUUGUCUUAAAUAAAGCUCAACGCUUGACUUUUGACUCAUCAUCCGUGAAUGGUAUUCUUUUAUUUCGAGAAGUCAGCAAGUUAAUUGUGGCUUAUGGUUCAAGGAUUCUGUCUCUUCCGAAUACUGCUGAUAUGUAUGCAAACAAGUAUAAGGGCAUCUGGAUUUCAUUAACCAUUCUGCAAAGAGCAUUGGGUGGAAAUUAUGUCAACUUCGGUGUGUUCGAGUUGUAUGGUGAUAGAGCACUUGCAGAUGCCCUUGAUAUUUCCCUGAAGAUGACUCUUUCAAUUCCUUUAGCUGAUAUAUUAUCAUAUCGCAAGCUUACGAAGGCUUAUUUUGCGUAUGUGGAGGUUUUAUUCAGCAAUCAUAUAUCUUUCAUUCUAAACUUGGAUACAAACACCUUUAUGCAUAUUGUUGGCUCGCUUGAAUCUGGUUUGAAGGGCCUUGAUACUGGUAUCUCGUCACAGUGUGCUGCUGCUGUUGAUAAUCUUGCUGCGUUCUACUUCAACAAUAUUACAGUUGGGGAGUCACCCCCGUCAGCUGUUGCAGUGAAUCUUGCUCGGCACAUUGCUGAGAGCCCUAACUUGUUUCCUGAAAUCCUUCGAACUCUUUUUGAGAUAGUUUUAUUUGAGGAUUGCGGCAACCAAUGGAGUCUUAGCAGGCCAAUGCUCAGCUUGAUUCUGAUAAGCGAGCAGAUGUUUAGUGAUCUGAAAGCUCAAAUUUUGGCUUCACAGCCACUUGAUCAACAGCAGCGUCUGUUGUUAUGUUUCGAUAAGCUAAUGGCUGAUGUCAAUCGGAGUUUGGAUUCAAAGAACAGGGAUAAAUUCACCCAAAAUCUCACAGUAUUUAGACAUGAAUUCCGCGUGAAGUGACUAGCAUAGCCAUGCAUCUUGGCAUGAACUCCAUUCUUUUUGUGAAUUCUUUCAAGCUGUUGCUCUGUAAAUAACCAAUAUCGUGAUAAGCAUCUUUUCGCUCAGCCUAUCAACUCUGCAUGCGGGUGUAUGUUGUAGAAAAGCUUUGCUGUUAUGCAAUUACAAAUGUUUUGGCCCCU
Asparagus officinalis (garden asparagus) is the source of this 3799-nucleotide messenger RNA. Its product is annotated as exportin-7. Gene Ontology annotation, molecular function: small GTPase binding; nuclear export signal receptor activity. The record is from RefSeq and is a predicted model, not a curated record. Gene Ontology annotation, cellular component: cytoplasm; nuclear pore. NCBI's taxonomy places the organism in Eukaryota, Viridiplantae, Streptophyta, Magnoliopsida, Asparagales, Asparagaceae. Gene Ontology annotation, biological process: protein export from nucleus.